Molecule: messenger RNA, 3223 nt
Organism: Phodopus roborovskii (desert hamster)
Lineage: Eukaryota; Metazoa; Chordata; Mammalia; Rodentia; Cricetidae
Gene: Rassf5
Product: Ras association domain family member 5
Exons: 6
Coding region: 15-1256 (413 amino acids)
Biological process (GO): signal transduction
Cellular component (GO): nucleus
Source: RefSeq, a predicted model, not a curated record
CAGCGGCCUGGAGCAUGGCGUCCCCGGCCAUCGGACAGCGUCCCUACCCGCUGCUCUUAGAGCCCGAGCCGCCGCGGUACCUGCAGAGCCUGGGCGGCACGGAGCCACCGCCGCCCGGCCGGCCCCGCCGCUGCAUCCCCGCGGCCCCGGUCCCCGCGUCCGGGGCGUCAGAGCGACGCGGGGGCCGGAGGGCCGCCCGUGGGGACCCCGAGCCCACGCCCCGGGACUGCCGACCCGCUCGCCCUGUCCGGCCCGGUCUGCAGCAGAGACUGCGGCGGCGGCCUGGGUCGCACCGACCCCGCGACGUGCGGAGCAUCUUCGAGCAGCCGCAGGAUCCCCGCGUCCAAGCCGAGAGAGGCGAGGGGCACCGUUUCGAGGAACUGGCACUGCGGGGCGGCCCGGGCUGGUGUGACCUGUGCGGACGAGAGGUGCUGCGGCAGGCGCUGCGCUGCGCUAACUGUAAAUUCACCUGCCACCCCGAGUGCCGCAGCCUGAUCCGGCUGGACUGCAGACAGAAAGAGGGCCCUGCCCUGGAUAGACGCUCUCCAGAAAGCACCCUUACCCCGACCUUCAACCAGAAUGUCUGUAAGGUAGUGGAGGAGACGCAGCACCCACCCACGCUACAGGAGAUCAAGCAGAAGAUUGACAGCUACAACAGCCUGGAGAAACACUGCCUGGGCAUGAAGUUGAGUGAAGAUGGCACCUACACGGGUUUCAUCAAAGUGCAUCUGAAGCUGCGCCGGCCAGUGACGGUACCCGCUGGGAUCCGGCCCCAGUCUAUCUACGAUGCCAUUAAGGAAGUGAACCCUGCAGCCACCACAGACAAGCGGACGUCCUUCUACCUGCCACUUGAUGCCAUCAAGCAGCUGCACAUCAGCAGCUCCACCACCGUCAGUGAGGUCAUCCAGGGGCUGCUCAAGAAAUUCAUGGUUGUGGACAACCCGCACAAGUUUGCACUUUUUAAGCGGAUGCACAAAGAUGGACAAGUGCUGUUCCAGAAACUCUCCAUUGCUGACUGCCCUCUCUACCUGCGCCUGCUUGCUGGGCCUGACACUGAGGCCCUCAGCUUUGUGCUGAAGGAGAAUGAGACCGGAGAAGUAGAGUGGGAUGCCUUUUCCAUUCCUGAACUCCAGAACUUCUUAACUAUCCUGGAAAAAGAGGAGCAGGACAAAAUCCACCAAGUGCAGAAGAAGUACGACACCUUCCGGCAGAAACUGCAGGCGGCGUUACGGGAGUCCCAAGGGAAGCCUGGGUAGCCAGCCUCCUUCCUGUCCUCAGUGCCCUCCCAUUUAUUUUAUUAUUUUGCAACAGACAUUCUCAAACCGCCUCUGGGCCCACCUGUGCCUGCCCAGCAGUUAACAGAUGUGGCACAGAGUCUCUUCCACAAAGUGUCUGUGCACAAAGAGUCCUGCCAACCCACUGCGCCAUGACUCUGGAGAGAUUCUGCCUGGACCAGAACUCAUGCGGGACGAACAGGGUUGCCCCUGCUCAAUCUGCUGGCCUUUCACAAACCAAAUAGUUGCCUCUGGUCACCAAACUGCACCAGCCGGCAAAAAGGGAAGAAAGGUUUUAGAGCCCUGUCUCCUUUCUCUGGAUUAAUUCGUCAUUCUUCUUUAUCACCUACAGUAUCUAUCUUUAUUUAGGGGUCAAUGUGGCCUAUUCCUUCAGCUGAGUCCUUGAAACCUCAUCAAAGGACUGUCCUCCUUGCCCCCAGGUGCCUCCUCUUCGCUAAGACUAGACACUCAGGGUUAGCCUGAGAUUUCCAGAGGCUCCAGCCCAACCUGGCCCUCUGUCACCCCAUGGGCUGUGCACAUGCAAACGUUUGCAAAGGCAUUUACUUACAUCUGUGUGGUAUUUCAGCUUGGCUUUGUCUGAUGAUCUGAUGAUAUGUUAAAAUUUGAAUUUAACAUCGUUAUCCUCAUGGGUUUCUACCAAAGGGAAACCAGCCACUUAACAACUUUAGUUUCCUGCUGAGUCGCCAGAAAGUACUGCAGAGAAGCUACUCCAAGCUGUCGACAACUUGCCUGCAACUAGGAAGCAGAGGGUCCCGGCCCACUCAGUCCACCUCGGCAUCCAUCCUCUUGCUGUUGCCUGCCUGAGUGGUAGCCUUGAUCCUUAGCAAGCCUGUGGGCCUGCCCUGCCCAGUGACUUCAGUGCCUUUUUGUUUUCAGAGAAAAGAACAGUGUUUCCCUCGGAAAGCUCUCCUGCUGGCUUGCUCCUGGCAAGAAGACAAUGGUGGUGUAGAGAGGACAGGGGAUCCCUCAGAGCACAGACAGAUCACACACAUACCUCUUUGCCAGCAAGCUUCCUGGUCAGGCUCUGACUUUGAAGAUGCGAUAUUAUUAAACCACAAUGACAACAUCAGGCUAUGGCUACAGCUCUGACUAGUUCAAGCGGAACACAAAUUAGCCAGGACUGCAAAGACACACAACAGAGCAGGAUUAAAAGUUGUCCCUUUUAAAGAAGGCUGGCGUUCCCAUCUAGCCUCAGAACAGACCACUUUCUUGCUGCCCUUGCCUCUCCACACCCCUCGAGUCGUUUUAAGCCCAAGCUGCUUCAUGUCGCCUCAAAAGUUCCCGCCCCAGCUCAGGCUAGUCCACAACCCAGAGGGAUUCUCGGUCCUUGCCACUCAGUCUUCAGAGCUGCCAAAGCAACACGAGCUAGCGACUCUGAGGCCGUGCAUGCCAUCAGCCCUGGCUGCCUGCCUCCUCGUGCUCAGCCUCAUCGCUUCCCUCCCUCCUGUGGAUUACAGGGACAGACAGAGGUCAGUCCCUUCAUCCUGCAUGUGUGUAGCAUUAGGAGAAGGCAUGGCUCCUGCUGCAAACACUGUGAAUGUGUGAAUGCUGCUGAGAAGCUCCCUCCAUGGAUGGCUAUUUUAUUUUUGAGACAAAAAGUCGUGUGUGUGUGUGUGUAUAUAUAUAUAUAUUUAUAUACACACACACACAAAUACAUAUGUGGUAUAUUCACAUAGAGGCAUAUAGCUAUAUAUAAAGAGAAGGUGUUUAUGAUAAAAUUUAAAGUUUAAGCACAGUAGACUCGGGACCUCUACUGAGGUUGAGCCUCUGGGAAGGGUCAAGUUCCUUCAGUCCCAGAGCUGGGUGUAACUGCUGGUAGUGCCUUCUAUGGUUCUAUUGUUCUGUGGGUGUUUUAAGAAUAUUUUCUUUCUAAGUGUCUUUCUUAUAUAUGUUUUUUAAUGAGUAAUAAAAGCUUACUGUAAAAACAA